Molecule: messenger RNA, 738 nt
Organism: Drosophila teissieri
Lineage: Eukaryota; Metazoa; Arthropoda; Insecta; Diptera; Drosophilidae
Product: pulmonary surfactant-associated protein D-like
Exons: 1
Coding region: 1-738 (245 amino acids)
Source: RefSeq, a predicted model, not a curated record
AUGUGUGGGCUGCGUACCUGUUUUUUGUGCCUCGUCGUUGCAUCCUGCAUCCUUUUCGGAGUGUGCCACUCCACCAGCGACUCCAUUUGUGUCCUGAGCGAUGCGCCUCAGCAAUGUGGCGCCUUCUGCCUGGCAGCAUUGCAUCCACUGUACGAUCAGUACGCCAAGUCCAGGCAACAGGAGCACAGCCAGGAGGCAAUAGUGAAGCUGAUUGUGGAUUUUCGGGCUGAGCAGAAGGAGCUCGCGAAUCACAGCCAAGAGGCAAUAGUGAAGCUGAUAGCAGAUUUUCGGACGGAGCAGAAAGAGCUGUUCAAUGUUCUUGCGGCGAAUCUAACUGCCACCGCGAGCGGACUUGAAUCAGUUACAGUGCCGCCUGGGUUCCAGAUGAUUGGAUCCAGAUACUUUUUCAUAGAAAAAUAUGAGUGGAAAAGCAGGACUGAUGCCGAGGAAACCUGUCGCGAAAAGGGCGGUCACCUAGCAGCCUUCGAAAUCGAAGACGAUUUUGAAGCCGUCACAAGAAUCGUCGAGAAACAUACCAUAUUCUGGCUGGGUUACCAUCGAAAUAGUGGGGACGCAUUCGUGACGGCCACCGGAAAUAAAGUAUCGUUUAUGAAGUGGAUUUUAGGACAACCCGACAACGAAGGUGGCAAGCAGAACUGCGUUACCCUGUUCAAUUCACACAUGUAUGAUUGGGAUUGCGAAGAUACCAAUCCCUUCAUUUGCCAGUUGGACACAUAA